Nematostella vectensis (starlet sea anemone) is the source of this 1635-nucleotide messenger RNA. RefSeq lists its product as uncharacterized. Bases 250 to 1284 code for a protein of 344 amino acids. The transcript has 2 exons. Lineage: Eukaryota; Metazoa; Cnidaria; Anthozoa; Actiniaria; Edwardsiidae. The record is from RefSeq and is a predicted model, not a curated record.
UGUUGUUGCCGUAAAUCCAAGACCAAGGGCAAAUUCCAAUUGCCUGUCCUCAGAGGAGGAGGAAGGACCCCGCAGUGCUGCUAGACCGGCUAGACCCACCAAACGUCCCGGAGUACUGGUCGGACUCCACGAGUGACGAGGACUUUGACGUCACGAAUAAGUCAAUCGAUGCUGAAGACCAGCAGGUGAUACUUCUAGUAGUUUCCGCUAUUCCUCCAGCGCCCCCAUGGCGGAGACCUGAAAGAAGCAAUGGCCAGGGAGAUAGCUGCUAAGGUUCGGUCCAUCGUUGGCGCCGCGGCGCCAUCAGGCAGCUACCUCCUUGACGCGUUUGGAGAUGUGAAUAGAGUCUGGGACCGCUUCUUCCUCCCCAGACGCGAAAAGGGCCCCGACCAACUAAAGGCCACAACACUUCGAGGGUACUGCGACGCCCUACAGCGCUUCCUGGGGUAUGUAAUUAAUAGCGCCAAGGUGCGCCCUUCAAGGGCUGAGCGGCUGGCCCUCAAGCGCCUCCAGGCCAAACUCCCUGGCUGGAAGACAUGGCUCAGGAAGUUCCAGAAAUUGGAGCGUGGGGUGCGCCACAUGCAGGACACCGAGAACGUCCUGGACUUGGGGCAGGUCAAGCAAGUGAUAAAUUCUGCGGCUGCGAAGAAGUGUGGCGCCCGCUUAGACCUGGCCUUAGAGGAAUAUGAAAAAGGCCUCCCCGAAAGCCCCGUGACUACCCAGGAGGUGAUCGAUUGCAGAAAUUACCUCAUCGCCUGCCUGGUCACUUUCUGCACGGCACGGGCUUCCCUCAUUUCAGGAUUAACCAUUGAGGGCUUCAAGAAAUACAACAACCCCAAGGUAGACAAGCACGGUCUGAAGCAGUUUAACGUGACGGAGCACAAGACUGCAGGUGCGCACGGCCCCCUGACUGUACAUCUCGACCGUGAGACCCGGGACAGGGUCUAUGCUUACAUUAACGUAUUCCGCCCCCUCCUGCUGAUAGCCGGGAAACGAGUGGCGAGCGCAAAUGUACAUAAUUGCAUGGGCUCCUUUCUGAAGAAAUCUGAGCAGAACAUGAUCAAGAUAAUAUUCGUGGCUAUAAUCCAAAGCAAAAAGUACCCAUCUGAGCUGGAGAUUGAGAAAAAAUUGAGAUCGACCGGAAGGUCCAACCAGAUGUGGGAGCGCUGGGGCUGCCCCCGGCUAGAGGAAGAAGCUUGUGACAAAAAUUUACAACAAGCGGAAGCUCCAUCUAAGAAAUCUUUAAACCCCUCCUACAACCCGACCAGUGCCAGAUCCUACUGAUGGACACCGCCCGAGUCAGCACCAGUGCCAGAUCCUACUGAUGGACAGCGCCAAACUUCGUUGCUUAUGUUGCGGGGUAAUAGUUUCACGGAACAUCGUUAUCAUUUAAGAAAAUUGAAACAAAUGAGAUGUACAAGUUAUAAUGACGUUUCAAUUAAGAAAGUCCGAACUGAAAAAUUGCAAAAGCUCUUUAUUAGAUGAAUCGUCAAGUGGAUUUUUCUGUUGUUCAUGGAAAAGAAAAGUCAUGUUCAACAUGUAUUACAUUACGUAAUCACAUAUUUAAAUUUUUAGAAAUAUUGCCCAGGAUACCUUUUAAGUGAUAACAAACGAGUAAACUACUUUUCCCAUUUC